This is a messenger RNA of Schistocerca nitens (vagrant locust), 2143 nucleotides long. Its product is annotated as Down syndrome cell adhesion molecule-like protein Dscam2. The record is from RefSeq and is a predicted model, not a curated record. Gene Ontology annotation, molecular function: protein binding. NCBI's taxonomy places the organism in Eukaryota, Metazoa, Arthropoda, Insecta, Orthoptera, Acrididae. Bases 1 to 2001 code for a protein of 666 amino acids. The transcript has 12 exons.
AUGAAUAGAGGUUACUUAAACCCUCAGUUAUUGAUAGACAUAGCUGACGUUCUGGCUGUAGUAUUGGUUCUAAUUUGUGUUAUGAUCAAUGCAAAAAGCAAUGGCUGUUUGUUAAAUGCAGUAAUCAAGUAUCUUCAAACAAUGGAAGAACAAACAUCAGAAAAUAAAAUUGAACUGCUGGACCUCAUACCUUUCUGCAAUUAUAGUAUAGAAGUGAAAGCCUACACUCGAAAAGGAGAUGGUGCAGCAAGCAACCCAGUUUUCUGUCGAACACAAGAGGAUGUUCCAAGUGAACCAGAAGACAUAAAGGCACUAAUAAUGGAUUCCAGAACAAUUCUUCUUUCCUGGAAGCCUCCCAGAUAUCCAAAUGGAAGAAUCAGAAAAUACAAGGUGUACGUGAAGUCACUGGAUGGUGUUAGCCUGGAAAGAGAUCAAUAUGAUUUGCCCUCAGAACAGACCUAUUAUAGUAUUAGCCACUUGGUUGCACAUCACAGAUAUGAGUUCUGGGUGACUGCCAGUACUAUUGUUGGUGAAGGAAGUUCAUCGAGGCAUGUUGUGCAGUCAGCAGUUAACCAUGUCCCUGCUCGUAUUGCCUCAUUUGGUGGACACGUCAUAACUGUCUGGAAAGAAGAGCUCAAGUUGCCAUGCUUAACAGUUGGACAACCAAAUCCACACAUUCAGUGGAAGAAAAAUGCCAAGAGAAUCCAUGAGGACAACCAUUUGCAAGUAAAUUCUGAAGGCACACUUCAUAUAGCCUCAGUACAAAUUACGGAUGCUGGGAAUUAUUCAUGUUCAGCCGAAAAUAUUUUUGGGAAAGAAGAAAUCCAAUACAUUGUUUCUGUGCAAGUACCUUCAGCACCAACAAAUUUUCAAGCUUCAUCAUCUACUACAGCCAGUGUUUAUGUUGAGUGGCAGCCACCAACAGCAAUGGGUAGUUCCAUCAAAGGUUAUUAUCUUCACUUCAAGAGAGAAUUUGGAGAAUGGGAGCAGAUCAGUAUACCAGCACAUGAAACAAGCUAUACUGUCAGAGGUCUACAGUGUGGAACUAGACACCAGCUCUAUCUACAGGCAUUCAAUCAACUAGGGAAAAGUUCUCCAACACCAAUUGUGUCUCUACACACUCAAGGAGCUGCACCAGUUGCUCCCAGUAACUUUGAUCUUAUACAUGUGAAUUCAACAUCAAUUGCUUUGAAUAUUACUUCAUGGAGGGAUGGUGGCUGUCCCAUAACAUCUUUUGUUGUGGAGUACAGAUUGAAACAUGGAACUGACUGGACACUUGUAUCAAAUAACCUAAAAGCUGAACAAAGAGAAUAUUUUGUACUUGAUCUAAACCCUGAAACUUGGUAUACUCUUCGUAUGACAGCACACAACAGUGCUGGCUCUACUGUUUCCACAUAUGAUUUCGUGACACUCACACAUUCAGGAGGUUUCGUGGCCCCAGAGCUUAUUGUCCAUUCCGAAUAUGGUCAAGAAGGCAUAUACAGCAACAUAGGGAUUAUAAUAACAACAGCUGCCAGCCUAAUUAUUGUAGGAGUUUCCAGUCUGGGAUUUUUCUUGUACAUGAAGAAGAAGCAUGAAACGUAUUUAGCCAACAAGUAUGGAGGAAAGCCAUCAGAAAUUGGACUUGUGGCAGAUAUGGACAAUGUUGGAGGAUGUGAUUCAACGUCAACAGUGAGAGGGAACAACAUGAAAGCUGCAGCUGUAAUGUGCCAAAAUGCACAAGAAGCUGCUUUUCUUUCAACUCCAUCUCGAGUAUCAUUUGGCUGCAGGGAGGAUAUUAGCCCGUAUGCUACUUUUCUGGUUCCCAACCAUAUCAACAUUGAUGGUUCAGAUAAAGGAUCCCCAUUAUCAUCAGAUCAAUGUUUUCAUUACCAGCCUUCUGAAAGAAGUAGUAGCAGCAUUCAGUCAGUCCAGAUGAAAAUACCUAGUAGAACAAGAUCUGAAAACGAAGUUGUUGACUGGAUCCCACUCCACAGCCUACAUCAGUCUAACAGGUACUGAGUCUGGAGUAGCUCGUGCCUUGUUGGCUCGAGAUUUUUGUCUGCUGACAACAGUGUUUAGUGUUUGUGAUCAUGGAAGAGAAUAUAAGUACAAAUAGUAACUGUAAAAUAUUCAAGUGCCUUCAGAGACAACAGCAGCAGAA